Messenger RNA from Symbiodinium necroappetens, 1233 nucleotides. The record is from the annotation of a GenBank genome assembly. NCBI's taxonomy places the organism in Eukaryota, Dinophyceae, Suessiales, Symbiodiniaceae.
AUGAGGCAUCAGAGCCAACACUCUCUGCGGGAGUACUCCGCAGAGGCUCGGGUGCAGGAGCUGCGCUCUGGCCUGCAUGCUCUCUGGCAUCCCAUGAAAAUCUUCGACUUGAGCCAUAACACCAACACUCCCGAGAUGAUUCUCUGCCUGCUGAAGACGUUCUUCUUGCUCAGCGUCCAAUGCUCGUCGGACUGCGGUCGGGAGAUGACCGACUACCCGCAGGCGCUGUUGGCGGUGUGCUUCUUCAUGCACUGUGUAAAGUUGAUUUACAUGCUGCGCGUCAGCUCCUUUGGCGGGAAGAAGAUCCUGGUCCUGAUAAAGACUCUCGUUAGCGGCGCAAUGCGGGAGAUUUUCUUGAUCUUCUGCCUUUUCUUUCUGGCCUUCGCCCUCACUGCCGUAAUGCUCGACCGGAGCGUGGCCGUUGGCAUCGUCAGCUGGUCGCUGUAUCGUGGCCUCAUCUUUGGCGAUGGAGCCGGGCUGGAUAACAUGGGCUUUGCGAUCGAAGGGCUCUCCCGGGGCGAAAUUCCACGUGUGACCGACGUGGAUGUUCUGAAGACCCUUCUCACUGUUAUGGCAAUUCUGGGCACGGUGACCUUCAUCGUGAUUCUGAACAUGAUCAUUGCCAUCUACAGCACGGAGUAUGGGCGAUUGGAGAUGGAGAGCGACCUCCUUUUCCAGUGGGAGCGCGCCAAGUACUGCUGCAACUGCCUGCUUGGGAUGCAGAAGUUACGGUCGAGAAAUCGCCUCUGGCUGCACUUGACUCGCGUCGUUGUGAUUGGCUGCCUAGCCGGUUCGGUGGCCUUCUUCGCGGCCUUUCCGACAGGUCCCGAUGCCAUGGCGGCACCACCGCCCUUUCCUCUUGGCGCCCUCCUGCUCGCGACGGCGCAGGUGGGCAUGCAGGCCCUGAUGAUGCGCAGCGACUGGUUCGCCGUCAGCGGUGGCAAGGAGGGUCCCAUGGAGGAGCAUUUCCUUUGGAUCGUCCGUCGCUGCGAGCAGUCGGAUCUGCGGGCCGAGAGGCCCGUGGAGAACGAAAUGGAGGCGCAGACUCGUCUGACCAGGGAGCUUCUGACCGAAAUUCGUGGUCGGAUGGAAAGGGACAAGCCAUCCAAGGCUGCAUCGCACUAUGCCGUCUCAAGGCGCCCGACGACGCCCAGAAGCAACCCCAUGUCGCCGAAAAGGACUUCACCUCGAUCCCCCCGGCCAUUGGCAGAGUCCGGCAAAACAAGUUUGUGA